UACCCGGCUGCGACAACGCGGCUAGACAGCAUAAUAUUCUGGUAGGUCCUAAGGAAGUUGAGAAAAUUCUGCCUUCGUAGGUGAUUCUGGGUGAACACAGUGCGUGCACUUCGUUGUCCAUGUCUUUGUGUGGGCAAGGAGCUGAACUAAUGCAAUCGAUCUCAACCGCACGGAGGGUUGUAAUAUAUAACGACUACUUUGGCUCGGAGCUGUGCCAAUGUUUCGAUCUUGCGUGCUCUGAUUAUACUAUGCCAUUCGAGGAGACGAGCAAUGACUUCCGCGUAUCUGCGUGGAAUCUGGUCUCUGGUUGAGGUGCGCAGUGCUCUGUCGCUUGUUUGCUUGUCCACUUGUCUUCCUG
Gloeophyllum trabeum ATCC 11539 is the source of this 358-nucleotide messenger RNA. RefSeq lists its product as uncharacterized. The transcript has a single exon. Lineage: Eukaryota; Fungi; Basidiomycota; Agaricomycetes; Gloeophyllales; Gloeophyllaceae. The record is from RefSeq and is a predicted model, not a curated record. The coding region runs from base 120 to 311 and encodes 63 amino acids.